GGGCUAUUUAUUCACUCAGUAGUAUAUCAGAUGUUUUGUGUGCAGCUGUAGUGUGAAAUAGGACCAGCUUGUUUUCCAAUAUGCAGUGCCUGUUUUGGACAGUUGUUUCUUUGGUUGCUGUAGCAUUGUACUGCCCAGUGGAAGGACAAGUCUGUAAUGCUAAUGGCUUUUACUGUGUAAAUGAUACUGCAAGUGUUACCUGCAUAGAUGGCACACCUCCAGCAACUCCUGUUGUCAAUGUAUGCCCAACAGGAACUUUCUGCAGUGCUGACUGUUCCCUAGAGUGUCUGGAAACAGUUCCAUGUGUAACAACAACCAUUCCCCCUACAACAGAACAACCCUUUGAGUGCACUUCAACUGGAAGGUUCCCUGAUCCAACAAAUUGCUCUAAUUACUAUAUGUGCUCCCCUAUAUCUACUGGUGGAUUUUACCAAUACCUGUAUAACUGCCCUGGUGGCUCUCUUUUUGACUCGGUGAGAAGACUUUGUACACUUUCUACAAAUGUUACAUGUGGUACAUCAAGCACCUCUGUAUCACCUACAGUAACUGCUCCAACUGGAACUCUAACAACUACUGUUGCACCUUUUACCUGCACAAGUGUAGGCCGAUUUAUAAACCCACUUGAUUGCUUUCAAUAUUAUAUGUGUUCCCUCAGUGCAAAUGGUACUUUCUACCAAUAUUUAUAUGACUGCCCACAAGGAGCAGCCUUUAACUCAGCAACUAGUCAAUGCACAGCUUCCACCACUUGUGUGUAGAAAAGCACUUAUUGUUACAUCAAAAAUUGUAUAAUUACUAAGGUCAUGUAAUGUAAUUUACUUAGUAGAUCAAAAUUUAAGUAUGAAGUGUAUUUUUAAUGUAUUAGUUCAUUUUUAUUUGUGGCACAAACCUAGUUUAUGAACAAAAGUUUGAAAUUGGUAUUGUACACUUGUUAUUUAUGUUAAUGAUUGAAUUUGUAAUGUAUGUGGAAUACAACAUUUCAUCCAGUUACAGUGAUAAAAAUUUAUACAAUAAUCUGUACCGUGAUGCACCAUAUAACCAUUUCACAUGAGUUACUGAAAACCUGUGAGAUUUUAAACCUAAAAAAAUUUGGUUUUGCAGAUUCAUUCCAGUAUACUAAAUAGUAUCUGCAUGUUAUCCAAUAAGAUGGGUUAACGCCCGCAUUUCUAUUUUAUUCUUAGUAUAGCAGUGAUACGUCUGAAUUUCUUGUAAGUCUUUCAAUUUUUAAAUCAUACAUUCAGUUAGCAUAAAAUAUAUGGUUUUGAGGAAAGGGGGAGGCAUAGGUUUCUGCUUUUUAAAGAGUGAACUCUCCUUGUACUCUGGAGGACAUAUUUCUCAACUAAUGUUGAAUAAAAUGAACAAAAAAUUAUUGCACUUUUAUUGUGGUCACUUAUCCAAAUACUUUCAAUUCCUUAACUAUCCACAGAACAUCAAAAGUGUUUAUUUUAUUUUGAAUUUCUGACAUAUCUGUAAAAUGAACAGCGAGGUUAUGAAAAAUUAUAAAACAUAAUUCACAUUUCGAUAAACACAGUUGGCAAAUGGUUGAAUGGUAUGUUAGCUUUUACGUCAGCCAUUUCAAUUAUGUAUUGUACUUCAGACUGUCACAACUACAGGAAAUGAUGCACUGUAUCUGAAACCAACUAAAAAGACAUAACAAUUGCAAAGUCACAAAUUCUCAAAGCUGACUGAAGUAAAUAUAAGCCAUCCAUAUCUUUAAAAUGAUGUUCAUUUUAAUUGGGAAUGAUCCACCUUCUUGUUAAUUCUUUGUAAA
This is a messenger RNA of Schistocerca nitens (vagrant locust), 1768 nucleotides long. RefSeq lists its product as uncharacterized. The coding region runs from base 81 to 755 and encodes 224 amino acids. The transcript is spliced from 2 exons. Gene Ontology annotation, cellular component: extracellular region. NCBI's taxonomy places the organism in Eukaryota, Metazoa, Arthropoda, Insecta, Orthoptera, Acrididae. The record is from RefSeq and is a predicted model, not a curated record. Gene Ontology annotation, molecular function: chitin binding.